Chironomus riparius is the source of this 1819-nucleotide messenger RNA. NCBI's taxonomy places the organism in Eukaryota, Metazoa, Arthropoda, Insecta, Diptera, Chironomidae. The record is from the annotation of a GenBank genome assembly.
CCAAAGGUUGAACUUACGAAUGUUUUGUGGCUUUUUAUUUAUUUUGUGAUUUUUAAAAGUGAAAAAAUGAAGUUCAAAUUGAUUUUUGUUCAAUUUAUAUUCUUAAUUUUGGAAUUAAAUAAUGCAGAAGAAAGCUUUUACUGCUCAUUUGACACACGAUUAGUUGAUGGAGAUAAAUUCUUGAGUUAUCUACGGAAUCAUGGCUAUGGAUGUGUCUUAUUCGACAAAAAACAUGGAGAAGAUAGUGAAAAUGAAGAGCUUUUUAAGCAUCUUCAAGAUGAGAGUGAUUUUGAGGUUAAAUACAUAACUUCAACUGGUGAAAACAGCAUAAAUCCUGUAAUUGACUCGUCGAUUUGUCAAAAAUUCGAAAAUUUAGAAUUUAUUGAUAUCCAAAGUUCAUCUAUUACUAAAAUCAAUUCAGACUCUUUAAGCGGAUGCAAAAUUUUGGAAAUCCUCAAUCUUGGAGAAAAUGAAAUAUCCAGUAUUCCUGAUAAGCUAUUCGACAGAAACCUUAGAUUGAGUCAUGUAAAUUUAGCUCAAAAUAACUUGACAACUUUGCCUGAAAAUCUAUUUGCCAACAAUCAUGAACUUGAAGAACUGAACAUCAAUAACAAUGAAAUUAAUGACUUGCCUCCAAACAUCUUCAAAUCGUGCAGCAAACUUAAAUAUUUGAAGAUCAACAAUAAUAAAAUUGAAAAUUUGAAUCCAAAUUGGUUUGAGAGCCUUAAAAAUUUGGAAAUUCUGUUUUCCAAUAAUAACAAAAUAUCAGAAAUCAACUCAAAAGUCUUUAAUGAACUGACUGGACUUAAAUCACUGUACCUCAAUGGCAAUGGAAUUAAAACGUUGAGUCCUGAAGGGUUUUUAGGUUUGAAAGCACUUAGUCGUCUGUACCUUCAAGAGAAUGAGAUCACUUACCUGCCAGAAAAUAUCUUUCAAGAUUUAGAAAAUUUAGUGGAUUUGAACCUUAGUUCCAAUAAGAUAGGAUUCAUAAGCACAGAUUCAUUUGGUAACCACAGUGAAUUAUGGAAGUUAAACUUACAAAGCAAUGACAUCAAAAUUUUGGAUCCAAACUCGUUUAAAAGCAUGCAAAGUUUAGUAGAAUUGAACCUUGCUGCGAACCAAAUUUUGGAACUUCCUGAAAAUGUUUUUGAGAAUCUAAGGAACCUAAUGAGCUUAUAUCUAGGCAACAACAAACUUGAAACAUUAACUGUCGGUUGCUUCAAGGGCUUACGAAGCUUAACUACAUUAAGUUUAGGCUACAACAACCUUAUUGACUUACCAGAGUCCAUCUUUACUCCAUUGUCAAAUUUGGAGUUUCUGCAUCUCGAUCAAAAUAAUCUGACAACAAUUCAUUCAGACUCAUUUGGAUAUACCGCAAAGCUACAAAGGAUUUACUUGAAGAGCAAUUUAGUCAAUGCUGUUGAUGAAAAAAUUCUUCGUCUUGCACCUAAAGCUACUUUAGUGGUCGAUGUUGCACCUUGUGUGAAUUAUUAUGUAGCGAAUAUUAGACAGCGUUUAAGCAAGUGUUUUAAAAAUUAUAAACCUCGAACAGUGUAAAUUACACGGUUUUAAAGCAACAGUACAAUAAAGACUUUUGAUGAUUAAAAAAGAAAUUUUUUUUUAUGUAUAUUAAUCAGGUUGGUCAACCGAAGCUGACCUAUGAAAAAAUUGAUCUUAGACUCAUUAGAGUUUCUUCAUCACACGGUAAUCUUUAGUAAAAGGCGAAAGAUUAAUUCGAUAAUUGUGAUGAAGACAGAGUGAUUUGGUAAGAAUUCCAGGACAUGCCUUAUAUAAGUGAUUUCUGCUGGCUCUUGUGAAG